Messenger RNA from Cotesia congregata, 730 nucleotides. NCBI's taxonomy places the organism in Eukaryota, Metazoa, Arthropoda, Insecta, Hymenoptera, Braconidae. The record is from the annotation of a GenBank genome assembly.
UUUUAAUAAUAAAAAUUGUUUGAUGAAAAUUCGAAUGAUGUCUCGAAUAGAGUUAUUGUGGAAGCAAGCAUUAAAAACAUUCACUGGAUGUGAAUCAGCAGGUUAUAAAAUGUGUAAAAAUAAUUUUGAUAAACUCCACAGUAUGAUAAAUGAUAUCAAGGCUGAGGAUGUGGGUGUUGAUAAACGAGUACUUGAUCAUGUUGAAAAUGAUGUUGCACCCAUGUGCUGUAUUGAUAUUUUUGAAAACAAUGAUAUUACAAUCGCUAUUUUUUUAUUGAAGCAUGGGGAAACUUUACCUCUGCAUAACCAUCCUGGUAUGCAUGGUUUAUUGAAGGUGAUUUGUGGUACAGUUAAAAUAAAUAGUUUCACCCCAUUUCAACCAACUGAAAAUUUACCAAAUAGUACAGAAGUAGAUGCACUGAAACAUCCGUUAAAAAUAGUUGAAAUAAAUGAUCCAGCAUGUGUAUUAUUACCACACGACCAAAACUUGCAUGAAAUAACAUGUGUAAAAGGCCCAGCAGCAUUCCUAGAUGUCUUAAGUCCACCUUAUGAAGGAGUAUCCAAUCGAAUGUGUACAUUUUUCAAGCAAGUACCCAAUCCAGCAUCACCAUCCUCUCCAUCGUCGGAGUCGAAAGAUAACUCACCGAUAAAAGUAAAAUUAAUAGUCACAGAUCAACCUCCGUGCUUCUACUCUACUAGUCUGAGAUAUCUUGGGCCUCCACUGAGGUGA